UUACAAUUAUAAGUGGCAUUUUGAUGUUUAUAUUAUUUAUAUCAGAACUUAACUAUUAUUUAACAAAAGAGGUGACACCAGAACUAUACGUAGACACAACAAGAGGUGAAAAGAUGAGAAUAAAUCUUGAUAUAACUUUCCCUACAUUACCAUGUGGAUAUUUGAGUAUAGAUGCAAUGGACGUAGCUGGGGAACAACAACUAGACGUAGACCAUAAUAUAAUGAAAAGUAGAAUAGAUAAAAAUGGUAAACCAGUAGCUACGCCAGAAAAAGAAGAUAUUGGUGAUAAAAGUGAAGAAGCAAAGGACUUUGAUGUAAAUAAAUUAGACCCAGAUCGAUGUGAAAGUUGCUAUGGAGCUGAAAGUAAAGAUCUAAAAUGCUGCAAUACAUGUGAGGAUGUCAGGGAAGCGUAUCGACGAAAGGGUUGGGCAUUUAAUAAUGCUGAUGGUAUUGCACAGUGUUCUCGAGAGGGAUGGUCAGACAAAUUGAAAUCGCAAUCAGGAGAAGGAUGCCAGGUUUAUGGACACCUGGAGGUUAACAAGGUUGCUGGUAAUUUUCAUUUUGCUCCAGGUAAAAGUUUUCAACAACAUCAUGUACACGUGCAUGAUCUACAGGCAUUCAGUGGAGAAAAGUUUAAUUUGAGUCAUCGUAUCAAUCAUCUUUCAUUCGGGCAUAAAUAUCCUGGAAUGGAAAACCCGCUGGAUAAUUCAAAAGUUACAUCUCAAAAAGCUUCCAUCAUGUACCAAUAUUUUGUGAAAAUAGUGCCAACAACCUACACUAAACUAAAUGGUGCGACCACAAGAUCAAAUCAGUACUCUGUUACCAAACAUGAAAAAGUUGUAAGUACAUCGCUAGCAUCAGCGGCUGGAGAACACGGUCUUCCUGGCGUCUUCAUACUAUAUGAGUUUGCACCUUUGAUGGUUAAAUAUACAGAGAAACACCGGUCAUUUAUGCAUUUUAUGACGGGUGUCUGUGCUAUAAUUGGUGGUGUAUUCACAGUUGCUGGUUUAAUUGAUUCCAUGAUCUACCAUUCUUCAAAAGCAAUCAAGAAGAAGAUUGACUUAGGAAAAGCAACAUAA
Messenger RNA from Saccoglossus kowalevskii, 1079 nucleotides. RefSeq names its product endoplasmic reticulum-Golgi intermediate compartment protein 3-like. Lineage: Eukaryota; Metazoa; Hemichordata; Enteropneusta; Harrimaniidae. The record is from RefSeq and is a predicted model, not a curated record. Gene Ontology annotation, biological process: endoplasmic reticulum to Golgi vesicle-mediated transport; retrograde vesicle-mediated transport, Golgi to endoplasmic reticulum. Gene Ontology annotation, cellular component: endoplasmic reticulum; Golgi membrane; COPII-coated ER to Golgi transport vesicle.